Molecule: messenger RNA, 390 nt
Organism: Centruroides sculpturatus (bark scorpion)
Lineage: Eukaryota; Metazoa; Arthropoda; Arachnida; Scorpiones; Buthidae
Product: RING finger protein 166-like
Exons: 1
Coding region: 1-390 (129 amino acids)
Biological process (GO): protein polyubiquitination; ubiquitin-dependent protein catabolic process
Molecular function (GO): metal ion binding; ubiquitin protein ligase activity
Source: RefSeq, a predicted model, not a curated record
AUGGCAGAAGAAGAAUUGGACAUUUUUCACAUCAAAUGUCCCAUUUGUCUGGAUGUUUACGUCGACCCGGCCAUCCUCACUUGUGGCCAUCUCUUCUGCAUGACGUGUAUCGAGAAUGCCAAAAAUAUCACGAAAGCCUGUCCGAUGUGUCGCUGUCCGAUAAGCAAAAUUAAAAAGAGAGACGAUCGGGUCAAGGAAGUGAAGAAAAUCAUGGUCACGCAUUAUGCCAUCUGCCAUUCGUGUGGGGAAACGAUUCUUUUAUCCGUACUACGUGAGCACGUGACAGCGUGCGAAAAGACUGCCAAAAAUUCCAACAAGAAAACUCCUCCGGUACAAAAAUCAUUCGAUGCGCGAUGUGCAGAAAGAAGAUCGCGCCGAACGGACUCUUAA